AUGAACCCUAUCAAGACGGAGACAGCCUCAGCGGAUGGCGUGUCGCCAGUGGCCGCCGGUAUCGUAGACGAAAAGAAUGGCGCGACACAAUCGACAGCUGGAAGCAACGAGGAGUCCACUCCGAAAGCCUACACCAGACCUGAAAGACAACCCAAUGUGAAGGACUACCUCCGCGUCUUCACAUAUGCUACGAAAUGGGACAUAUUUGCAUACUUCGCGGCCGGUCUCGCCUCCAUCGCUGCUGGUACCACCUUGCCGUUGAUGAACGUCGUUUUUGGUCAGCUUGUGGACCAGGUCAACGGAUUCGGUACUGGAAACGGUACAACGUCGGCAGACGAUUUCAGGAAGGUUGCAGACCGACAAGCACUCUACCUAUUUGCACUAUUCAUAGCCCGCUUCGCUCUCAACUACGUCAACAAAUUCGGCUUUCGAAUGAUCGGGAUUCGCCUUUCCUCCGCAAUCCGCCUGCACUACCUCCAACGCCUUUUUGGUCAGACCAUCCAUGUUCUUGAUUCGAUGCCGGCCGGCGCCGCGGCCGGCACCAUCACCUCGACCGCAAACACUCUCCAGAUUGGCAUUUCCGAAAAACUUGGCGUCUUCCUCGAGUUCAAUGGCACUAUAUGGACCGCCAUCAUAGUGGCAUUUAUAUAUAGUUGGUCUCUGACUCUCGUUACGGCAUCAGUUAUUCUCUUCAUCCUCCUGGUCUUGGCCGUGCUGCUCCCUUUCAUCAUCAAAGGCCACACUGAGAUGACCAAGGCGGAAGGCAAGGCCUCUGCUGUGGCCAGUGAGGCUUUUUCAAGCAUUCGAAUAAUCGCUGCCUGUGGUGCCGAAGACCGAAUCGCUGCUCGGUACGCUCGCUGGGUUGAGGUUGCCCGCCAGAAGGGCCAGUUCACAGCGCCCUUGAUAGCUCUUCAAUUCGGCCUUGUUUUCUUUGGGCUCUUCGGCACUUUCGGUUUGGCGUUUUGGUACGGCACGCACUCUUGGGUGGAUGGACGGAUCGGUGGUGUUGGAGAAGUCAUCAUUGUCCUCAUGUCAGUGAUGCUUGUCGUCAUGUCUCUUGAACGCAUCAGCACACCCCUUCUUGCUAUAAGCAAGGCAAUGGUAGCAGCAUGCGAGUUCUUCACUGUCAUUGACGCUCCCCAUCCGAAGACGGGCGAUUUGAAAGACCCUCAGGUUUCUGCCAACCAGAACCUCGAAUUCAAAGGCGUAACCUUCGCGUACCCCGGAAGACCGCACGUCAAGGUACUAGAUGAUCUUCAUCUAACUAUCGAGGCUGGCAAAGUCACGGCCAUCGUGGGGCCAUCAGGCUCUGGCAAGAGUACCAUUGUGGGUUUGAUCGAGCGGUGGUACACUCUACAGGACCAAUACGUCAUCGCCAAGACAGUCGAAAAGGACAAGACGAAGGAAGCCCAGAAGAAGAAUAAGAAAGGCAAGGAAGACUCGGAUGAUGAUGAAAAAAUCACGCCUGAGGAGACUGGCCCAGCUGUCGAGCUCAGAGGCUCUGUCACUACAUGUGGCCAUUCUCUUGACGAGAUCGACUUGAAGUGGUGGCGAUCUCAAAUUGGCUUGGUUCAGCAAGAACCUUUCUUAUUUAACGAUACCAUCUUCAAGAACGUCGCUUAUGGUCUUAUUGGAUCGCAAUGGGAGAAUGAGUCCGAGGAGAGGAAGAGAGAACUCGUCAAGGAAGCCUGUCAGGAGUCAUUUGCAGACGAAUUCAUUGACCGCCUGCCGGAUGGAUACGACACUAGAGUCGGUGACAGCGGUGCAAAGUUAUCCGGCGACGAGGCCACCAGCGCCAUCGACGUACGCGGCGAGAGAAUCGUGCAAGCUGCUCUCGACAAAGUCUCCAAGAACCGAACAACAAUCACUAUUGCCCACCGCUUAUCCACCAUCAAAAAGGCCGACCGAAUUGUUGUCCUAAAGAAGGGAAAGGUGGUCGAGCAGGGCACUCACGAAGGCCUUCUGGAAAACCACGAGGGCGUCUACUAUGGAUUAGUCCAUGCUCAGCAGCUUUCGCUUGGAGAUGACGUGGAUGACAGCGACGAAGAUAACAAGGAAGAGGAAUUGGGUACAGUUCUUAACCGAGAGAAGAGCGCCGCCAAGUCCGAAGUUGAUAGCACUCGCCAAAAGGCCGAGGUGAGGAACCGCAACCUGUUCCAGAGUUUUGGAAGAUUACUCUACGAGCAGCGGCAUCGUUGGAUUCUGUGCCUUUCAACAGUGGUGUUCGCAGCUUGCUGCGCGGCCGGUACCCCUUUGCAAGCUUGGUUAUUCGCCCAGGUCAUUGCGGUAUUCAACCCGGGAAAUACCCCAGACAAGAUCCGUAGUGACAGCAACUUUUGGUCUGCCAUCUGGGCGGCCCUGGCCGUUGGUAUCGGUAUCUCGUACUUCCUCAUGGGAUUGGCGGCGACGUAUCUGGCACAUUUUAUCUGCGCGACCUACAGGCAACAGUACUUUGAUGCCAUUCUCUUCCAGAAGACCGCAUUUUUCGACGAGGAAGAAAACGCCCAAGGCAGCCUGACCGCUAGGGUGGCCGGUGAUCCCAAACAGUUAGAAGAGCUGCUCGGUCUGAACAUGGCCAUGGUUUUCACAGCCAUCUUUACUAUCAUUGGUGCAAUUUCCGUUGCCUUUGCAUUUGGGUGGAAGCUAGCCUUGGUUGCUCUCUGCGUCACAAUGCCCAUCGGAAUUAUCUCUGGCUAUUUCCGUUUCAAGUAUGAGAUUCAGUUCGAGAAGAUGAACGCAGCAGUUUUCGCCGAAAGCUCCAAGUUCGCCGCAGAAUCCAUCGGAGCAUUCCGAACCGUCUCGGCACUGACCCUGGAGGACACGACAUGCGCGCGGUACAAUGAGCUGCUCAAGAACCACGUCACACAUGCUUUCAUGAAGGCAAGGUGGACCAGUUUGGUCUUUGGAUUCUCGGACUCGGUUUCCAUGGCCUGCCAGGCUCUCAUUUUCUGGUACGGUAGUCGGCUUCUGAUCUCUGGCGAAUACAGCACCCAAGCCUUCUUUGUCUGCUUCAUGGCCGUAAUCCAGGGUGCUGAGGCUGCAGGUCAGAGUCUUAGUUUCGGACCCAAUGCGGCCCAGGUCACAGCAGCCUCGAAUCGGAUUAUCAACAUGCGGGAAUCUAGAAACCAGGACCUCCUACCGGUCGUGGACACCAUUCCGGACACCGAGGGUGGUGUUCAGAUAGAGUUCCGCGACGUGCAUUUCCGAUACCCGACUCGUGAUGUCUCUGUUUUCAAGGGGCUCAACCUGGCGAUCGAAAAGGGCCAGUUUGCUGCCCUCGUUGGAGCAUCCGGCUGCGGCAAAACGAGCAUUAUUUCUCUCAUGGAGCGUUUCUAUGAUGUGCAAAAGGGCGCUAUUCUCUGCAACGGCAAGAACAUUAGCGACGUCAACAUCUACGAGUACCGGAAGCAGCUGUCGUUAGUAGCCCAGGAGCCUACCUUGUUCCAAGGCACAAUCAGGGACAACAUCCUCCUUGGAGUGGACGAAAAUAGCGUGACCGAUGAGCAGCUGCACCGGGUAUGUCGGGACGCUUCUAUUCACGACUUCGUCGCCUCGCUUCCAGAGGGGUAUAACACAGAUAUUGGCAGCAGAGGCGUCUCUCUAUCCGGUGGCCAGAAGCAACGUGUGGCAAUUGCGCGCGCGCUCAUCAGAGACCCACAUAUACUUCUGCUAGAUGAGGCCACAAGCUCCCUUGACUCGGAGUCCGAGAAGCUGGUUCAGGCCGCCUUUGAAAGAGCGGGAAAGGGCCGCACUAUGCUGGUUGUUGCGCACCGUCUCGCAACGGUGCAGAACGCAGACAUCAUCUUCGUCCUGGGGGAGGGCAAGCUGCUGGAGAAGGGCAACCAUGUAGAGUUGCUGAAGAAGAAGGGAGUAUAUUGGCACAUGUGUCACAGCCAGGCACUCGACAGAUGA
Colletotrichum graminicola M1.001 is the source of this 3912-nucleotide messenger RNA. RefSeq names its product ABC transporter transmembrane region. Bases 1 to 3912 code for a protein of 1303 amino acids. NCBI's taxonomy places the organism in Eukaryota, Fungi, Ascomycota, Sordariomycetes, Glomerellales, Glomerellaceae. The transcript has 7 exons. The record is from RefSeq and is a predicted model, not a curated record. Gene Ontology annotation, cellular component: membrane. Gene Ontology annotation, biological process: transmembrane transport. Gene Ontology annotation, molecular function: ATP hydrolysis activity; ATP binding; ABC-type transporter activity.